AUGGCUGGCGGUAAAGCGGGUAAAGAUUCGGGUAAAGCUAAGGCUAAAGCAGUCUCCAGAUCAGCCAGGGCAGGUUUGCAGUUUCCCGUAGGCAGAAUUCACAGACAUCUCAAGAAUAGGACAACGAGUCAUGGACGCGUUGGUGCAACCGCGGCAGUAUAUUCUGCAGCUAUUCUGGAAUAUCUUACAGCCGAGGUAUUGGAGUUGGCGGGAAACGCAUCUAAGGAUCUCAAGGCGGCGGUGUCAUCCCACACAUACACAAAUCGCUCAUCGGGAAAAAAGGAGGCCCUGGCGCACCCGUCUAGAAUUAGGUUAUCCAUGUGA
Arctia plantaginis is the source of this 324-nucleotide messenger RNA. NCBI's taxonomy places the organism in Eukaryota, Metazoa, Arthropoda, Insecta, Lepidoptera, Erebidae. The record is from the annotation of a GenBank genome assembly.